Molecule: messenger RNA, 474 nt
Organism: Acanthochromis polyacanthus (spiny chromis)
Lineage: Eukaryota; Metazoa; Chordata; Actinopteri; Pomacentridae
Product: ladderlectin-like
Exons: 1
Coding region: 1-474 (157 amino acids)
Molecular function (GO): signaling receptor activity
Source: RefSeq, a predicted model, not a curated record
AUGAUCUUGCUCCUCUUCUUGUUCGGUCUGGCUCUGGGUGCUGUGAUUCCUCCAGAUGACCAGAGAGUGAAGCUACAGCGACGUGGCUGUCCCACGUCCUGGUACAACUUCAACGGCCGCUGCUACAAGUACAUCCGUACACUUAAGACCUGGUUUGGUGCACAGGUCCACUGUGCGUCAAUGGGAGCCAACCUGGUGUCGAUCCACAGUUCUCAUGAACAAAAUUUUGUCAAUGCCCUGAUCAGGAGUUUUGAUCCUUCAGCAAGAUCCACCUGGAUUGGAUUCAGUGACACCUCUCAAGAAGGCAGAUGGACAUGGUCUGAUGGAUCUGAAGUCAACUACGUGUGUUGGAGCACAGGAGAACCAAACGGUGGAACACGGGAAAACUGUGGACUCACUAGCUGGGGCUCAUCUUUCAGAUGGAAUGAUAUUUCAUGUUCAUAUUCAUACCCUUCUGUUUGUAGAUUGAGAUAA